GCUGUGUCCGGGAACACCCCAGAACUCAGGGCUUCGGGAACAAUUCUGUGGUACCCACGUCUGCAAGGCUGCCGGGGUUUGGCCGACCCAGGGUUGGCUCGGUGGGGCCCCUGUGCUUCAGGUGGUGGCAGCUAGGGCUGUGUUAUUCGUGUUCCUCGGGGCCCAUGGACGGGCAAGGUGGCGGGCACCGUCUGCUCGUGGCGAUGUCAGAGGGGCAGUGAAGCAAGUGAAAGUGCAUCAGGCCCCUGGCCGCCUGGCCACAUUCAGUUCCACAGCCAACCCUACGUCAAGGGGCAGAGAAGCACACCCCUGUCCCCUCUUUAGUGAGAGGAAUUGCAAACCACGGGGCAGGCACAGGGGAACAAGGGUCAGGACCCAGGCCAGUAGUACCCCACCACAGCGCCUCGUCCCUGGAGGCUCAUUUGGUGGAAUCUUCUUCCUGCCUGCUCUCUUUCUUGCAGGCAGUGGAAAAGCCUAGAAAUUGUCCCCCUGCCCCCACUACCCCGCCCGCAUAGCCACGCUCUCACAUGGCACAGAAGCCAUCCAGCAGGCCACUCACAGUUUCAGAGAAGGUCUGUCCCACAUCACAUGUUUUCCAUUCGAUUCUCAAAAGCUUUUUAAAGGGAUUUUUUUUUUCUAGAAAUGAAUGCCUCCCUCCACACUGAGAUCACAGCUUCAGUGUUGCUAAACUUUCUGAUAGAUUCUGAAACAUCCAGAUCACCCUCCUCACAGUGAGGGUUGCUCAUCGGUGACCCUUCCUCACCUUGGGUGGCUUUGGUUCUCUUCAAACAGAUGAAGGAUGGGGUCCCCAGGCACCCCUGUAACUCUCGUUAACUCGGGAAGGGGCCCUGGCUUCACCCUCCCACAAUGUGCCCUUAUCUCCCCUGCCACCAGGUGGCCCCACGGGUAACCUGGGCCCCAUCCUUUUCUCCCUUGGGGGCACUAUCCUAGCUGAAAGACCGUUUGAGGAGCCAGCUCAUCUCUUGGUCCCUAAAACUGGUUGAGCAUUAGAAUCAUCUGGGGAAUUGAACCUCCGAGUUCAGAUUCCUGGCAGGCCUUGAUGACUUAAGGGCAGAGCUGGUGAGAAAGCUUCUUUGGGAACCACUGGCCAGGAAUCACAGGCCUAGAUUCUAGACUCAUUUCUUGCUCUGACCUUCCUUCCCCAAGUUACCCCCCAACUCUGGACCUCAGUGUCUUCAUCCAAAAAUGAGAUGGUUGAUUUAAGUUAUCUAGAAUCCUGCCAUGCAAAGUGUGGUCCAUGGGGGAUUGCUAGAAACAGAAUUUGAGACUCCACCCCAGACCUGCUGAAUCCUAAUCUGCAGGUAAUACCUGAAAGCGUUGAAUUUUGAGAAGCUCUGUUUUAUCAGGUACCUUCUAGGGCGAAGCCAAAGCAGGACCUUCAUACACCCCCAAAAGCUGGAAAGCUAGUUGCUCCCUCUUCUGUCCUCUUGGUGAAUAAUGCUGGCUUGAGGAUGAUGCAGGCAAAACGAAGCUGGCUUCCUUCUCUUCUUGUGUAGGUUUCCUCGGGUUUUUGUUCUACUGUGUUCCUAAACUUUCUUAGGUGGACUCUGGAGCUCCCCCAGAGCUCUCCUCUUCGUGGGUGGCAGUCUAAUCGGUGAUCUUUGUUGGGGGACAGAGAGGCUGGUGUCUCUCACAUCGCCAUUUUCUGUAGGUAGCUUCUAGAAGCCUCGAAUUCAGUCCCUGUGAAACCAUUUGUCUUCUCCUGUGCCUUCCCUGUUAUUCUCCCCCAAUUCGUUUUGUGAAAGCCUGUCUUGAAGAUGGUGCUGGUCCCUGGUCCCGCCAUAGUCCACAUUGCAGCUCACUCAUAUUGCCAGGUUCCAGAUUCUCUCUUGCCAAGGACCAAGAGGCAGGAAAACCGAAGAACCUUCUGAGCCAUGAGAAGUCAAGAAGAGAGCUGUAGUUAAAAUUCCAAGCAAGCCUCAUGCAAGUCUGGGUCACUAGACAUGUCAGGAUCACAAAAUAAAUUGAAUGUUACCAGAGCAGGGAGGAACAGAAAGCAAGUUAGAGAGCCAACAGCAGGGAGAAUAGAAGCAUGCAGGAAACCUGCUUUCUAUUACUGCUUGUCAAAAAUACAGGCUGGUGUAUGCCCAGGAAAAGAGGUUAUAAAUUUCCCUUGCUCCGUUCCUUUGCUGUUUUGAAGGGGAAUUUGCCGAGGACUUGGAACUGUGCUGAUUGGCAAUUUAUUUGUGAAUUGCUUUCUGAAACGGCUUCUCUUCUUUGUUCUCUCCAGUUCACUAUAAUGAACCAUCAGUUUGGGGGGAAAUUCCCUUUUCCUUCAAGCCAAGCGCCCCAUCCCACUCCACUCCAUCGUACCUCCUGCAAAGGAUAUGGCCAUUUAAACGGCAGGCCCCUAAAGGUAACAAAAAGAAGAUCUGCCUUCCUGUGCCCUCCUGGAGGCUGCUGAGUAUCCCCUGCCUCUCAUGGUAGCAUGUUGGCUAUUAUGUAUUCUCGUACGUUACUCUGUCAGGAAGCAUGGGCCCUUUGUGCAUCAAAACCAAAGGAUCAUCUUUUAUUCAUGUUUCAAGGCCUAAUCCAGGAGCCAAGGACCCUGCAGAACUCUGAGACAUUGGACUGAGGGCACUUCCCAAACUUCUUCAGACCAAGGCGACAUAGUCAUGGUAGAAAACAAGCCAAGUGUCGACUCUGCCCAUGAACCGUUUUAAUAAGCAGUUGGUGGAACAGGUGCUGAGUGGGCUAAGCUCUUGGUGAUGAGGAUCACAUGAGCUGGUGCGUGCAGUCCCCAUUCAGCAGAACCCUGACUUCAGCCAUUAUUCAUGCAGAACUGCUCUGUGAAGGGGUCAGCAGAGCUUGGCAUGUUCAAAAAGAUUUUACUACAGUAACAAAGAGGGAAACCAGGGGCCAACAUCUGAGUAACUUCUCCAAAAUCACUCGGCGGUUCGCUAUCUCCGAAGAGGCCAGUGGAGAGACUGAGAUGCAUCUGCCCCAGGCACGGGGGACCCUCACUCGGCCUGUCACCUCCUCACCAACCAAGGACUCCACAGCAGGGACAGAGCACAUUCAAGCCAUGAUCCAGCAGAAGAUCGGAAGUUAAAAGAGAAAUUCAGAAAAUGGAUCAUUUUUCAGUGCGUCUUCCCUGUGAUGGACAGGGGCGUUUACAGCACCACCUGCAGAGGGCAGUUAAUUAGUUGAGACACCACAGUCGUUGAAGACGAUGGUUAAAAAGUGUCUUGUGCGGUGCUUCACUACAGAAAGGCAACAGAAGUUGGGAAAAGAAGGAUUCUCAAGUAGGUAUCCAGGCUCUCUGUGGGAGUCCCCUCUGAGCUGCAGCCACACUGCCCUCUACUCGAUGAGUGCUCGGUGGUCAGACACUCAGAUGCAACCACAAAAGGUGCCGUGCAGAUCCCAGCUACCGGUGACUCCACAAUGGCCUCUGCCCUUGGGACCACUGUCUCCUAAAACAGGACUGAAGCCUGGAACGACACUGGACGCAAAAGGCGAACACCAAAACGAGAAUUCCAAAGUCAUUUCACUGCUGAGACGCUCCUCCGUGUCUGCCCGCUGAAUCGAGAGCCGAGCAGCCCAGCGGGUCACCUGCUGGUGGAAAGGCAGAGCACGGUGACGGCUCAUCGGGGUUCACACCGACCACCCGAUUUCCUUUCGGAAUAAUCUGGUUACCGAGCCGCCUCCCAGGGCGGGGAUGCGCAAGCUGUGGGGGGCUCCAUUUCCCAACGAGGACUUGCUGAGGGGGGGGGGGCCCCCCCCCCCCAAAGAAGCACCGAUGCGCAGGUACGUCCGCGUCCAGGGGCCCCGGGCUCCUUGGAGCCCCCCGACGCCACCCGUGACUCCAGGGGAUGGGAGGGCUGGCCGAGGACGUGGCAAACAGGAAACGCCCAGGGGACGAGGGUGGAGGGAGAUGAGAUGUCGACACUGCUCGCGUUCGCGUCUAACCCGCGGCUGCUCUCUGUCCCCCCCCCCCCCGGCCGAGCAGCACCGAGGACGCGACCGCACCACCGCCAGCAGCCCCAGCGACCUCCCGGCACGGUGCGGCGGGGCAGCUGGUGUUGUGAAUCAGGCCGUUGCCACUCAGAGAACGGCUACUUCACAACACCAGGGUCACGCCCCACCACGGGCACCGGCCGCCAGGACCCUGCGGCGGCUCAUCCCGGGGCUCGUCCGGAGCCUCCGGAAGCCCAGCUUGCACGCGGCUGUGGCUCGUCCUGUGCGCGGCGUGGACUCCGCCGCAAUCAGGUGCCCGGGGCCGUUUGCCCCCGCAGCACGAGUGUCCCCCUCCACUGUCGCAGCCAGAAAGCCCUCUUCAGGAUGCAUGCCUGCGUCAUGUCAAUCCCUCCACCCUGCCUGGAACUCCUUCAGGAGUUGGCCUCACUCUGACGAACGCUCCUCUCACGCGGCCGUCGUGCAUCCACUCCUGGGACUCUCCGCUGAGGUAUGGCUCCUUUUCCAAAAUGCGCGCGGCCUCACUGAGAACAGCCUCCCCGUCGUGCCGAACAUCCCAGACCCUCCACUGAAGCACACUGGAUGCCACCUGACUGUGCCACCGGAAAGAAACAAGAGGACACCUGGGUGGCUCAAUCUGUUAAGGGUCCGACUUCGGCUCAGGUCAUGAUCUCGCGGUCUGUGAGUUCGAGCCCCGCGUCAGGGU
Herpailurus yagouaroundi (jaguarundi) is the source of this 4642-nucleotide messenger RNA. RefSeq lists its product as uncharacterized. Lineage: Eukaryota; Metazoa; Chordata; Mammalia; Carnivora; Felidae. The record is from RefSeq and is a predicted model, not a curated record. Bases 3680 to 4606 code for a protein of 308 amino acids. The transcript has 11 exons.